UCCUUCUAGGAAGCAGAGUGGUUUAUGGAAACAACUUCAAGCACGAACGGGUUUGAAGACAAUGCAAAAGCUAUAAAUAGAUGACCCUGAUAAGCUAGCCUCCCACAAACAUACAGAUUCACAAUUCUUUGUCUCUGCCUCCUCUCUCAUUAAGUCUUGUUCAAUUCAUCAACUUAAGCCAAGAAGAUAUGGGUUUCAGUAGCAAAGCUUUGGUUUUCUUCCUGGUAACUAUGAUGGCAGCAGCUUCAUCAAUGGCUGCAACUUAUGAUGUUGGUGAUACUGCUGGUUGGACAAUCAUGGGAGACGUCAAUUACGAUGAGUGGGCUUCUUCCAAGACUUUUCACGCUGGAGACACCCUUCGUUUCGUCUACAAUCCUGACUGCGACAAUGUCUUACAAGUGACGUCUUCAGACUAUAAAAACUGUACUAAAACAGCUCCACUCGCCACCUACUGGACAGGGAACGACGCUAUUCCAAUCAUGGGGGAUGAUGAUCACUUCUAUUUCAUCUGUGGUAUCCCUAGUCACUGUAAAGUCGGCCAGAAGGUUGAAAUUCAAGUUGCUGCCCACGCUCCAGCUAUUUCACCACCUUUAGCAACUCCGCCACCACCCUCUAAAUCUUCUUCGUCGUUUCUCUCUUGCAGUCUCCUUGUCGGUUUAGUUGGUGCCGCAACUUAUCUUAUUUUCAUGCACUAGUUUUGGUUACAAGUCUUUUUGAGGUUAAAUUCUUUAAAACUGU
Papaver somniferum (opium poppy) is the source of this 738-nucleotide messenger RNA. RefSeq names its product mavicyanin-like. Gene Ontology annotation, molecular function: electron transfer activity. The record is from RefSeq and is a predicted model, not a curated record. Gene Ontology annotation, cellular component: plasma membrane. Bases 189 to 695 code for a protein of 168 amino acids. Lineage: Eukaryota; Viridiplantae; Streptophyta; Magnoliopsida; Ranunculales; Papaveraceae. The transcript is spliced from 2 exons.